Messenger RNA from Saccostrea cuccullata (small rock oyster), 998 nucleotides. RefSeq lists its product as uncharacterized. The record is from RefSeq and is a predicted model, not a curated record. NCBI's taxonomy places the organism in Eukaryota, Metazoa, Mollusca, Bivalvia, Ostreida, Ostreidae. The coding region runs from base 489 to 830 and encodes 113 amino acids. The transcript has 2 exons.
UUGAGAAAUAUUCUUAUUGAACCUCUCAGGGAUAAUUUUAUUGUUUUGUAAAUAGCAAAUAGUGUCAAUUUUUAUGGUUUAUUUCACCUUUAUAUUCACAUUUUUAUUUCAAUUGCAUUCUGAUGUUUUUAUAUCAUAUUCUCGGCAUAACUUGAUUUUUGUUAAAUUGCUGUAUUUGAAUUUCGCGCUGUUUCUAAAUCUUUGCCAUAGAACUCUUCAGUACCGGAAGUUACAAAAGUUAAGAUAUAUUUUCAUUUUAUGCACACGUUUUCGGGAGAGUACAAAAUCAUGGAAUUUGUUAACAAUAAAUGUUAUUUAAGCAUUUGCAACUUGUGCACUAAGACCAUUAGAGUCCCUUGCACCCUCAAAGCAAAGCCAUUGGAACGGCUAAUUCCCCAUCUUGAGUACCAAUUCCCCAAACAACCAUAGCAUAAACUCAUUUAAGAAGUUUACUGGUGGAGAACCUUCAAGAUCCGAAGACUUUCAUCAUGAAGCCAAGCAACAAUGACCGGAUGCAGUUAAGAUCUCAGGCAGACUCUGGAGCCACUGGAGGGACGGAGGACACCGAACUCAACAGUUUGGAACAAGAAUCAAGUGAGCAAAGGCCAACAAAUCCUCCUCCUCCCCCACCAACAACCCAGACGGCACCACCAAAAUCUACUGCACAAAGGACGUUAACACAAACAACGUCAACAAAUGUCCAACCGGUUAUAACUGCAACAACACAGCCAAGCAUGGUACCUAGACAACAAUACCAGCCACCACCACCAAGGGUAACAGUGCACUUAACACCCUACAACGGCAUGACGUCCCCCUUCAAUGGUGGAUGACAUUUAUGUCAUAUGUCAGUCUGUAUGCCUUGACCGAUCAGCAGGCAUUAGACAUAUUCCCAUUCAACACAACAGAAAUUGUGAAACAUUGGUUUUUAACACUUGGAGACCAGUUUAAGGUCAACUUGACUGUGUUUAAGCAGGCCUUCCUUCAAAGAUUUAGACAAG